Priapulus caudatus is the source of this 740-nucleotide messenger RNA. Its product is annotated as synembryn-A-like. Gene Ontology annotation, molecular function: guanyl-nucleotide exchange factor activity; G-protein alpha-subunit binding. The transcript has 5 exons. The coding region runs from base 39 to 740 and encodes 233 amino acids. Gene Ontology annotation, cellular component: cytoplasm. The record is from RefSeq and is a predicted model, not a curated record. Gene Ontology annotation, biological process: G protein-coupled receptor signaling pathway. Lineage: Eukaryota; Metazoa; Priapulida; Priapulimorpha; Priapulimorphida; Priapulidae.
UGGUGGACGCGAUAUGUCAGAAGCUGAACGAUGACAACAUGAGCGUGUGCCACGUGCCCUGCCUCGAGGCUCUGCGCAUCGUCAGCCGUGACCGCUCGCACCUGGACGUGAUCACGGGCCGCGAGGUGCUGCGCACGAUGCAGUGGCAUGCCAACCUCUACGUCGACCUGCAGGACGAGGUCAGCCAGAUACGCAAGGAGUACGUAGACAGAGUAAAUAACAACAGCACAGUGGUGAUAGAAGCGCAAAAGUGCCUGUGCAACCUUAUUUUCAACAGCUCAUCGGCACAGAGGUCAUGUAGUUAUAGUGGAUGCAUAGAGGGCAUCGUACAGAGGUUGAAAACAUAUCGCGACCCGGGGCUACCGCACGAGAUCAAAUACUUCGACAUGCGCAUGCUCUUCUUGCUGACAGCUCUCGUCGCCGACAUACGGCCACGGCUCAGACAGGAGCUGCAUGGCCUCACCUACCUGAUGGAGGCCCUCGACCUGAUCAUCAAGACAAGCAAGAACCACGAGAGCCGAGACAACCGCGUCGAGGACACGGACGUGCCGCUCACUGGGAACGAGGUUGACCUCGCCUGCGAGAUCCUGAAGGUGCUCUUCAAUCUCACCGUACACGUCGACAAGACGAAUCUGGACGAGGAAGAGGAAGCUCACUUUAUGCGCAUGGUCAGCAUCCUCCACGACCUCCUCAUCUGCCAGACAGAGUCAAAGGAGAAGCGAGAGGAGCUAGUCAGGUGA